Eimeria maxima is the source of this 667-nucleotide messenger RNA. RefSeq lists its product as hypothetical. NCBI's taxonomy places the organism in Eukaryota, Apicomplexa, Conoidasida, Eucoccidiorida, Eimeriidae. The record is from RefSeq and is a predicted model, not a curated record. The transcript is spliced from 2 exons. The annotation marks the transcript as partial.
AGGAGACGAAGAAGGAGAAGAAGGAGACACAGCAGCAGCAGCAGCAGGAGCAGGAGAUGAGGAAGAGGAGGAGGAGGAAGAAGAAGAAGAGGAGACAGCAGCAAGAAGGUCUUAUUCUCGUCGUAGGCUGCAGCAGCAGCAGCAGCAGCAACAGGAAGGGGAGGGACAUCCUCUUGAGCAGCUAUUGAAUGCCCUCUUAGGAGGCAGCAGCAGCAGCAGCAGCAGCAACAGCAGCAACAGCAGCAGAUCUAUAAUCAUAGAAGGAGGAGACGCAGGAGAUGUGCUGCAGCAGCUGCUGGGUGGUGCAGCAGCAGCAGCAGGAGGAGACACAAAAGCAGCAAGACGUAUAGAUUUCCUCCAACCCGAGCAGGUAGAACGUAAACAGCAGCAACAGCAGCAGCAGCAGCAGCAGCAGCAGCAGCAGCAGCAAUGGGAGGAAGAAGGAGAAGGAGACACUUAUUUAUUGUCUCUUUUUAAUAAGGCAAAACAAUUAAAUAAUAUGUCUCUUCUUGAUACCCUAAGGAAAGCAUUUACUCAAGAUAGUCUACGUUCGUUAGCAUCAUUAGCAGCAGCAAAAGGAGUUGCUGCAGCAGAAGCAGCAGCAAAGACAGCAGCAGAAAAAUAUCUAUUAGCUCGUCUUAAGGACGAAGGACUAUUAGAUAGAUAG